AUGCGCCGUUUAGCGGGCGGAGAUGCUUUCAUGCGUUGCCGCUGCACUGUGGUGCCGAGCAUCAUGUUGCCAAAGCGAUGCGUAUCACAGAGGCCGCCACCCCGCGAUGCUGGUGCAGACACGGAUGGCACUCUUGUGCUGGACACGACGGAGGAGUGGAUAAAAGGGCACGUUGACCGGGCUGUUCGUGAGGGUCGACAGACGGGGGAGUCCGCGGCCUACUUUGAAAGUAUCAUGGACGACCAGCAGGAGUUUCGGCAGUAUGUGCAGGAGGCGCGCCGCCUGCUUGGCGACCAGGACCCGCGCGCGCUGACAAAGUACCAGCAGGGGCACUACGCUGAGCGUCUCUCGCGCCAUAUGAGCGGUGUUGCAGCGGAGCGGCUGAUGCGGGCGCACACAGAGGACACGAACGCCCGGCGCCACACGCGGGACGGCACACCUACCGGCGAGAACUACUGGUUUGAAGCAGGCAACACGCUCGCAUCCCCGUCUGUUCCUGACUUCGUGAAGGACGAGGUCCUGCGCGAGAUGCGCGAGGGGCGCAAGAAGACAAGCCCAGCGUUUGAGGAGCCUGGCGAGGUGGAGGACUUGGCUGCGGCGGACAAGGAGUUUGCGGAGCAUCUGCGCCAGCAGCGCCAACGUCUCCUUUGCUCCGAUGAUGUGCUGAAAUGA
Messenger RNA from Trypanosoma grayi, 672 nucleotides. RefSeq lists its product as hypothetical. NCBI's taxonomy places the organism in Eukaryota, Euglenozoa, Kinetoplastea, Trypanosomatida, Trypanosomatidae. The coding region runs from base 1 to 672 and encodes 223 amino acids. The record is from RefSeq and is a predicted model, not a curated record. The transcript has a single exon.